Cyphellophora attinorum is the source of this 1539-nucleotide messenger RNA. RefSeq names its product Choline-phosphate cytidylyltransferase. The coding region runs from base 1 to 1539 and encodes 512 amino acids. The record is from RefSeq and is a predicted model, not a curated record. NCBI's taxonomy places the organism in Eukaryota, Fungi, Ascomycota, Eurotiomycetes, Chaetothyriales, Cyphellophoraceae. The transcript has 3 exons. Gene Ontology annotation, molecular function: phosphatidylcholine binding; choline-phosphate cytidylyltransferase activity. Gene Ontology annotation, biological process: CDP-choline pathway. Gene Ontology annotation, cellular component: nuclear envelope.
AUGUCUUCGCCAUCAUCCUCCGGCUCAGCGAAACGGAAACGGACCACCGCCUCUGAUCUCGCGAAGUCAUCCACCACGGACAUGCUGCAGCCCUCCUCCCGCGACGCCUCCGGCGAAGAGCUAGCUGAUUCGCCCUCGCAUAAUACGCGACGCAAGCACGCAGCCAGCAGCUCGAUCGACAACAGCAGUUCACCUAACAAGCGAGCACGAACGCGGUCUAAUGCCUCCAACACUGCGCCUGCCAACGGCCACGACGAAGAGAUCGCACAGCUGGACCCUGGCGAGCCCAGCGAAAGUACACAGGACAGCCAGGACAUCGAGAGCAAGAGCCGCAGUCGACAGAAGAGCAACAACAAUGCGAGCAACAAGGACCUCAUGGAGCCCAUAGCUGACGAUCAGCGAGCUAUGAAGGAGACACCCAAGGAGCUCAUUCAUCCUGCAGGCUACCGCACCAACGAUCCGCCCACUGGACGACCUGUUCGUGUCUACGCUGACGGCGUCUUUGAUCUCUUCCAUCUCGGCCACAUGCGCCAACUCGAACAAGCCAAAACAAUCUUCCCCAACACCUACCUCAUCGUCGGCGUAACCGGCGACACCGAAACCCUCAAACGCAAAGGCCUGACCGUCCUCUCCGGCGCCGAGCGCGCCGAAACCGUCCGCCACUGCAAAUGGGUCGACGAAGUGCUGCCCAACUGCCCCUGGAUCGUGACUGCCGAAUUCCUCGCCGAGCACAACAUCGACUACGUCGCACACGACGACGAGCCCUACGGUGCGGACGAGGGCGAUGACAUCUAUGCCCCGAUCAAGAAGCAGGGGAAAUUCUUGGUGACGCAGCGCACUGAGGGCGUGAGCACAACGGGGAUCAUCACGAAGAUCGUGAGGGACUAUGAGAAGUACAUCUCUCGACAAUUCAAACGGGGCACGACUCGUCAGGAGCUCAAUGUCAGCUGGCUGAAGAAGAACGAGAUGGAUAUCAAGCGGCAUGUCACCGAGCUGCGUGACUCGAUCAAGACGAAUUGGACGGCGGCAGGUGGUGAGGUCGGGCGCGAUCUGAGGGCUUUCUGGCAGGCAACCAACAGUCGACCAGCGAGUCCGGCGCCGUUCUUGAGGAGGAUGAAGAGUGAUGAGGGAGCGGGUAACGGAAGUCUGAAGAGUCCCACCGACCAUCUUAAGCAUUUGGAGGUGCCCGGCAGUGCUGCCUCGCAGCGUGGCGACAGUCCUGGGCGCUUGGGCUUUGGCUUCAGCAAGAGCGAGGACUUUGCACAGGGCUAUGCUCUAGGACUGAUUGGCGGGGUCAAGAGUUGGAUGGCAUCCCGCCGCGGCAACAACCGCACCGAUUCCCAGCCUCCUUCUCCUGGUGCCUCAGACAGCGACGAGGAUAACAACCGCAGUCCUGUCAGUGGCGACGAAGAGGCAGACAACAAGAAGAGCCCGACAUUCAGUUCCGGUGCCUCGGAAAGGGGAAGAAAGGUCGGCAGAAGGGGUUUGACGGUGCUCAACGAUGAGCUGAAGCGGGACCCGUUGGAUAUUGUGCACUGA